Molecule: messenger RNA, 345 nt
Organism: Talaromyces stipitatus ATCC 10500
Lineage: Eukaryota; Fungi; Ascomycota; Eurotiomycetes; Eurotiales; Trichocomaceae
Product: NADH-ubiquinone oxidoreductase complex 1/LYR family protein
Exons: 3
Coding region: 139-345 (68 amino acids)
Biological process (GO): respiratory electron transport chain
Cellular component (GO): mitochondrion
Source: RefSeq, a predicted model, not a curated record
AUGUCUGCUUAGACUGUAUACAGAAACCAAUUCAACUCCUGACAAGGGCAACAUUUUUGAUCUUGAUUCGGAUGACCAUUAACUUAAUUUAUUCGGAUCUCAAUUCUUCAGUCCUGCAUACUUGUAUAACUGGCAGAAAUGACAACUCAAGAACUCCGCCGCCGAGUCAUUCAGGUCUACAAGGAAUUGCUCUAUCUGGGCCGUGAAUAUCCUCUGGGAUACGACUACUUCCGAACAAGAUUACAUGGCGCAUUCGCUGUGAAGAUGAAUCUCACUGACGCCAAAGAGAUUGAAGAGGGUAUCAAAAGGGCCGAGUUUGUCAAGAAAGAAGUGGAAGCGUUGUAA